CCCUAAUUCCAAACCAAUCCAAACACGAAACAAAUAAUGGCUGACCUGUGUCGUUAUUGCGUACAUUGUACGAUGAUAAUAUUUACAUUCUAACUGAGUGACAUUAUUCAACAUUAGUAAUUAUAAUCUGGAUCAUAGUGCGUCAAUUACUUUAUUAGUUAUUUAAAUGCCAAAUAACGUAAUCCAUAAUCAAGAUUGUAAUAAUAACAGAAACAGAUAAACACACUAAAAGUUAUUGAAAAAAAUAAAGUUGGCAUACGCAAAUGUGCAUCACAACAAAUAACAUUCAAAAUAAUAAUAAUUUAUUGUUAUUGUGUACAUGCAUCCAUUGUUACAAACUUAAUGAUGGAAACAAAUUGUGGCCCUGGCAUUUUAAUACGGUUAUUAAUUUAAGUAGGUUUUAUAAAUAUUAUUUUAUUGUUGAAAAAAAGCAGUGUUAUAUUGAUGGUGAUGUUGCCGAUGUCUGAGUCAUUUUAUUCUUGGUAUUUAUCAUCAUCAUAACAAGCUAUUGAUAAUUAUUAUCAUAAUGGUUCACAUACCCAAGGCUUAUAAUUACGACUUUUGGGUUAAAACCCCAUCAGACGAUGUUGAGUUGACAUGCCUUAUGCCUAAUGGUGUUAUUAUACCAUUAGAAGUCAAUCGCAAUACCACUUUUGGUGAAAUUAAAGAGGAUUUAUGGGAAGAAGCAAGUAAAUACCCACUCCAUGGUACUUUAAAAGACGCACCGUCUUAUGUAUUUUCGUGCAUAAACACAAACGCCGAAGCCGAAGAAAUAAGAGACGAAAGUCGACUGUGUGAUGUUAAACCAUUCUGCUCUGUAUUAAAAGUCAUCGAGAGAGAAUGCGUAAAAAGCGACAGAAAUUUGGAUUCACAAAUAGGUUCUCUGAUCGGCAAAGGUUUGCACGAGUUUGCUUCAUUAAAAAACUCCGAAGUUAAUGACUUCAGAUGGAAACUCAGACUUCUCGGGGAUGAAUAUGCACAAGCGAGACGUAAUAAACAGUGGGAGGAAAAAGUUCGGUAUCAGUUUCGACCCAGACUGGCUCAAACGCCAGACAUACCCAAAAAUAUUGAAUCUCGACUUAAAGAUGGCAAUAUGGUUGUCGUUACCAAAUUUGAAAAUACCGAGACGACAUACACCUUCCAAAUAUCUCACGACACAACACCAUAUCAAUUAAUAGUUUUAAUAUUAAACAAACGUGCGAACACACUGAUGUCAAAGGGUGAAAAGCCGAAUGAUUUUACACUGAAGAUCUGCGGCCAAGAAGAAUAUUUAAUUGGCGAGCAUCCAUUAAUUCAAUACACAUACAUUCAGGAUUGUAUAUCUAAGGAUGUGUCACCAACAUUGAUAACAGUAAGCAUUCGCAAUGUUAUGAUCGACAACGAUAACUCGUUAGAAAAUCCAGAACUGGAUUCACUUAAACGAUCGCGGCCAACUUUUUCAACUUUAACGUUGCGGAAAAAAGGCAAACAUAUAUCCGCGCUUAAACUUGAUAGUUAUUUCGAGUUUACAGUCAAUGGAAUUUCACGAUUAAACUGUGACGCUGCUCAUCGAACUGUCGAGGUCGGAGUACAAGCUGGUUUAUUUCACGGUGGUAAAUCACUCUGCGAGAGUCGAAAAACCAAAGAAAUGACCGUUUCACCAGACGGUAGUUGUACCUGGGAUGAAACACUUAAAUUUGAUCUUCGUGUUAAAGACAUACCUAAAAAUGCGAAGCUGUGUUUUGUCCUUUACGAGUUAAGCAAAUCAGGAAAAGGCCUAAAAAAUCGUAGACUGAUAAAAGAUUCUAAACAAGAGUACUUUAUAAAUGCAAUGUGGUGGGCUAAUACAGCUAUUUAUGACUUCAAGUCUCAGUUAAAAACAGGUGCAAUGACACUCUACACUUGGACUUAUGCUGAAGAGAUGCAAAAUGAAGAUUUACUUCAUCCGCUUGGUACUGUUGUAUCUAAUCCACACAUAGACCGAGCUGCUGCUCUUAUGCUCACGUUUCCUAAUUACGGAAAAGAUAAAUCCGUUCUCUACCCAACACCCGAGAAACUCGUAGAGUACGCAGCGAAAUUACGCGAGUCUUCUGAAGACCGUAGCCUUGAAUUGGAAGCUAACGAACAGCAAUGGGAGCAAUUAAAAUUAUUAGCAGACCGCUAUCCACUGCACGAGCUUCACGAACAAGAAAAAAAGACAAUGUGGGCUUUGAGAAGACAGUGUCUCACUAAAAUGCCGAAUUUAUUACCAAAAUUGCUGCAGUGUGUCGAGUGGAAUGAUCACAGAGAAGUAGCUGAAGCUACCGCUUUAAUCCAGCAGUGGCCGAAACUCCCGGUGGAGAAAGCUCUCGAGCUUCUGGACUUUGCAUACGCGGACCAAAAUGUCAGGAGUUUCGCCGUUCGCUGUUUGAAAGACCUGAGAGAUGAAGAAUUAAAUCUCUAUUUACUACAAUUAGUUCAAGCGUUAAAGCACGAAAAUUAUUUGUCGUGUGAUCUCACUGAAUUCUUGCUAAGGCGAGCGUUAGAUAACCAGAGGAUAGGUCACUAUUUAUUCUGGCACCUCAGGCCUGAAAUGCACGUAGCGUCGGUAUCAGUGAGAUUUGGAUUAAUACUUGAAGCUUAUUGCCGAGGAGCUCAACAACAUAUGAAACAUUUAAAAAAACAAGUUGAGUUGUUGAAUAAAUUGAAAAAUUUAUCUGAACAAAUAAAGCUGAGAAAAGAUCGUAAAUCUGCGCUUCAAUAUUUGCACGAUUUUCUGCAAGAAGAGCAUUGCCAAGAGGCGUUGUCUAAUGUAUUAAAUCCACUGGACCCGCGCUAUCGAUUGCGACGAAUUCGAGCUGAGAAGUGUCGAAUUAUGGACAGUAAAAUGAAACCACUGUGGCUUGUCUUUGAAAAUGCAGACACUUUUGGAGAAGAUAUUUAUGUUAUCAUGAAACACGGUGAUGAUUUGAGACAAGAUAUGUUGACAUUACAGAUGUUUAAAAUAAUGGAUAAAUUAUGGAAAGAAGAAGGAUUAGAUUUUCGUAUGAAUUUAUAUAAUUGCAUAUCUACUGAUCAUAAAACCGGGAUGAUUGAAGUUGUCUUGAAUGCUGAGACAAUUGCUAAUAUCCAGAAGGAAAAAAAUAUUUUUUCUGCCACAGCUGCUUUCAAGUGCGGUUCAUUGAUCGCUUGGCUCAAGGAUCACAAUUCGACAAAACCAGAGCUAGAUAAAGCGAUUGAAGAGUUCACUCUCAGUUGCACGGGCUACAGUGUCGCGACUUAUAUUCUUGGAAUUGCUGACCGUCACCCGGAUAAUAUUAUGGUGAAGAAAAGUGGACAGUUGUUCCAUGUGGACUUCGGGCAUAUUCUAGGUCACUUCAAAGAAAAAUUCGGAGUCAAGCGUGAGCGUGUACCUUUUGUGCUCACUAAUGACUUUGUUCAUGUUAUUAAUAAGGGACAGGCGAAAAAGAGUCAAGCUCCGGAGUUUCAGAGGUUUCAGGAGUACUGUGAAACGGCUUUUUCGGUAUUGAGGUGUCAUGGCGGGUUGAUUGUUUCGCUUUUUGCUAUGAUGAUAUCAACUGGAUUGCCGGAACUCUCUUGCGAGAAAGAUCUUAAUUAUUUGAGAGACACUUUGGUAUUGGAGAUGUCAGAAGAAGAAGCACAAAAUCAUUUCAGGAGUAAGUUCAACGAAGCUCUUGUUAAUUCAUGGAAAACUUCGUUAAAUUGGGCGUCGCAUAAUGUCGCCAAGAACAAUAAAACAAUAUAAAUAAAUAAACAAUUAAUAACAAAAAUAA
Molecule: messenger RNA, 3752 nt
Organism: Cotesia glomerata
Lineage: Eukaryota; Metazoa; Arthropoda; Insecta; Hymenoptera; Braconidae
Gene: Pi3K92E
Product: phosphatidylinositol 4,5-bisphosphate 3-kinase catalytic subunit beta isoform
Exons: 8
Coding region: 527-3724 (1065 amino acids)
Biological process (GO): cell migration; phosphatidylinositol-mediated signaling; phosphatidylinositol-3-phosphate biosynthetic process
Cellular component (GO): cytoplasm; plasma membrane; phosphatidylinositol 3-kinase complex
Molecular function (GO): 1-phosphatidylinositol-3-kinase activity; 1-phosphatidylinositol-4-phosphate 3-kinase activity
Source: RefSeq, a predicted model, not a curated record